Messenger RNA from Xyrichtys novacula (pearly razorfish), 36170 nucleotides. The record is from the annotation of a GenBank genome assembly. NCBI's taxonomy places the organism in Eukaryota, Metazoa, Chordata, Actinopteri, Labriformes, Labridae.
AUGUCCGACGACGAACAAACUGUGCCAGGUUUUCUGGAGGACGUCAAAGUAAAGUUCAUUGAGGCGAAGGUUUGUGGGCUGCUCAGACUGCACCGUCGAAAAUGGGAGGAGAGUGCUGUAAAAGACGAGUUUCAAACACUCCUGACAGACUUUCUCGAGAGGGAGUCUGUAAUAUAUUUCUGUUUGUCAAACAAAGGUUUUCUGCUCACUUCCAAAGAGGUAAGAUAUGGUCUUAUACUUUAACAUUGAGCGUUAGCCAGCUGGCUUUAGGCCUAUGUGUUGUUUACACUUAUUGUUAAGCCAACUGUAUUUAGCAUUAAGGCUUACAGAAUAAUGAAACUGACAAAUGACACAGUCUUCUGUAUUUAAUUUACUUUCCAUGAAAUAACAGGUAAAAUCCUCGUCAUUAUUUCAUGCAGGUCCCACCUGUUGCUCAACACAAGCAGAUUUAUGUCCUUAAGAAAACACGUAACACUGUCACAGCAGAAAACUUGAAGGAAAUGUUGCUUUUUGGCGUUCUGUCUCCAUCACUACUACCACAGCUGUCAAGCACAGUUGAGCAGGUGAUUGACAAACUGUUCCACACACACGCCUAUGCUUUCUCUUUCCUAUUAGUUAUCAUGUAUGGUGAAAUAUAUCUGUCUGGUUUCCUAGAUAUGUUUUCCACUGCUGUCCAACAAUAAGAAUCAUCAGAUGUGGCCAAAUUUGAUGUCUGAAGACAUCAUUCGACAUGUUGAGAGCAUGUGCGUUAAGACAUUGGUGGUACAGGGGCAGGCUAUAGGUAAAACUGUCCUCCCCAUCACAACUGUGACUGAUUGGAUUGAAAAAUCAGACACCACUGUUGCAAUGUAAGAAAAAGCAAAUACAACUUUAUUUCAGGGACUAGAUUUUUUUUACGUAUCUGAAGUAUUAACAUCUGCAUCUGUAUAUUUUCACACUCAGGUACACUAAUUAUGACAGGGCACUGGCCCAUGCAAUAGAGACCCAGGUCAUCAACUGGACAAAUCUAAUCCAGACAAUUUUAAAAGAGGAUUCAUCAGACCAACUCAUGACCGCAUGUAAUCAAGGGCCCAAUGCAGAACUGAAGUUUUGGGCGUCAAGGAAGAGCAACUUACAGGGCAUUUAUCAUCAGGCAUGCUCUCCUUUCCUACUGAUUUUCACUACAAUGUUUAAUACUUUCAUCUCCUUAUAUUCCACUUGCUUUUAAACUGUCAUUUUUUUCCUGUAGCUUUGGAGUCCCACUGUUCAGAAAAUGGCAAAGAUGUUGGAGAUAAUGGAAAGCAGCUAUCACCCCACGGUCAAGAUGCUCAUGAGAAAUGUAUUUGAUGGUACGAUAAACAAAAGGAAACUAACUCCAGUUAGCACAUUUUUUUUCCUGCAGUAUGAUAUAUUUACGUACACCUAUUAUUUCAGAGUAUGUUUUCAGUAGGUUUUUUCUUUCUUUAUGAAAAGCGCUUCAAGAAGCCAAAGACAUUGACCUCCAUCUGCAGCCACUAAACUCACAACUGUCUCAGCUGGAAAAAGAAGAGUUUCCUCAGUGGAGAACAUUACUCCCUGCACUGUUCCAUACUCUCUAUCUGAUCUGGACUAACUGCCAAGCCUAUCAAAAACCAGCACGCUUUGUGAUGUUACUGCAAAAACUUUGCAAUCUGCUCAUUGAACAAGUAGGAAUCCUUAUUUGAAACACCUAUGUUGAUAUAUUAUGUUUUUUAACACUUUUAGGAGAAGAUGUUGCAAAAAUGUCCCAACACAUUAUGAAACUGCCUGUUUUGCAUCUUCCAUUCUUUAGGCCUCUGCAUACCUCUCUGCAGAUCUUCCACUCAGAGAGGACCCAGAGGAAAGUCUACAAAUGGUGACGAGGGUCAUCAAAGUGUUUGAGUGUUUCAGAAACUGUUACCAGACUCAGAGGGAGAGGUUGUCUAGUCAUGUGAAACACGCACCCUGGGAUUUUCCAUCUUCCAUGAUUUUCACACAGUUCAACCAGUUUUUGAAGCGUAUGCUACAGCUGGAGGUGAGAUCAGAGUUGUUUUAUGUAAUCAUGUUCCACUGUGGAGUUGUUUAACUGCUUAUGUUUUAUUGGCAGGACUUAUUUGAAACAAUGCUAGACUUUCAAAGGAUGGAAAAGUUAGAAUUUGGUGGACUGAAAGGCAAACUCUACUGUGAGCAGGCUGCUCAGAUGUACUCAGAGUUUAACAACCACUGCCAAUCACUAAAGAGCAGCAAAAACAGCCCACUUGACCUUUCACAGGUAAUCCGUUUUUUGUAAAUAGUAACUUCAUGGAUUAUUAAAACACUGGUCUAAUACUGGCAUCAAUGAUCACAAACUGUUAGCUUUGUUUUCAUCAUCAACAGGAUUUUGAAACUGCAUACAAAGAUUUCAAAGUAAAGAUAGUGGACUUUGAAUGUCGCCUUGCCAACCUGCUUUGCCUGGCCUUUAAGGAUUGCUCAGGGCUGGAAUCAGCGUUCAAAGUAAGAGAAAAUAGCACAGUGGUUAUGACAAUAUUGAUUGAGUUAGAGAAUGAGAGAGAGAGUCUUUCAAGUGAAAACCAAUAUUUGUUUUUUGUCCAUUAGUUGCUAACAAUUGUUGGGCCUUUCUUGGAGAGAGGACAAAUUCGAAAGAUAUUCAGACCCAACUUUCUUCUCCUGCAGCAGCAUUUCCAAAAAGAGCUAGAGAAAUGUGAAUUUCUGUUUAAAUCCCAGCUCAACCAGGUAAUGUAAAAUAAAUCUUAAGAGCAAGCAGGGCACAAUAUGUUUUUUUUUCAUGCAAUAACUUCUUCCAGUCUCUUCUUACAGAUGGGAAGUGUCCUGACUAAAAAUGUGGUUUGCACAUCUGAGGCUUUGAAGCGUGCAAAAAUGCUCAGAGAACGCAUUCAAACAUCAUGGGAAAAACUGAAAUCACUGUUUGACAAGUUAGUGAACACACUGUUAAUACCAUGUUUAAAUGAGUUACAUGCAACGAUGACUUAGAGAUACUGUAUAUAGAUAUGGGUUUAAAAAUGAGCAAUUAUGCCAUGCAGGCAUGCAGAAGGUGAAGAAAUGCUGAGUGAGAAAUUCAUGUACAUGGAGUUGCUGGGUCUUCUGGACCAAUAUGAAGAAGACACGUACUCUAACUGGUGUAAUGGUUUAGAAGAUGACUGCCUAUUCAACCUAAACCAGCCCCUCCUCUCUCGAGAUACCUCCUCUGGCCUAAUCUCUGUCAACUUUAAUCCAAAGGUAAUAGAUGUAGUAUGCUUAAAUUUAAAUCCCUCAUUGUAAAAUACAACAUCAAAUGAUAAAUAAUAAUGAACCUUGCUAUGAGACUGUAAAGUCUAUCUGAGGAAAAAGUUAAAUUUGUGCCUCUCACAGGCCCUCAGGAUCUUUCAAAUUGGUAUGUCUGUUAUCACCAUUUACCAUAAUAGCUGCGAAAGUACAACAAUCUCUUCUUGAAUUAAGAGCAAAUCUGAUCAAAAAUAGACAAACUACUGCUCAACAGAUACAAAAAUAUAACUAAAAAGGUAUGAUGGCAGAUGGUAUUGUCAUCAGUAAUAUCUAACUUUUGUCACUUUUUUCUUAGGCUUUUGAUUAGAGGCAAAAUGUUUCACUUCUAGGAUCUUUGACUGUCAAAAUCUACCCUAUCUUACCCCUCAGCUGACUGAAGUCUUGAAAGAUGUGAAGUAUAUCCAGACUCUUAGACACAUCAAAAUCCCUGCUGCUGCAGUGUCUGUUUUCGAGAAGCGCCUCAUGUUCUCAAAAGUAAGAAACAACAACACCACUCCCUGGGUUUCCUGUUACAGUGAUGAACACCUGUUUGACUUUGAAAGUUUACAGAAUCUCUGGUGAUCUUAUUUUACUGUACAAAUCAAAAAUUAGUUUCUCUACGUUUUGUAUUUUCCAGUAUUCCAGCAGUCUGCAGUUUAUUGUGCAGUGGUAUAACAAACUGAAGCAGAUGGUGCUGGAGGUGGAACUUCCUCUAAUCAGAGCUGAGCUGGAGUCCAUAGACCUACAACUGGCAAGAGCAGAGUCUGACCUGACAUGGCAGGAUCCAGACUGCUGGAGUUUCAUAAGCGCUACAAAAGAUGUCGUCUAUGGCCUUGUGUGUCGGGUCAGCAAAGCCAAGGAAAACUGCGAAGCCAUCCAGUCACUGAUGAAGGGUUGGAGCAAACAGGUUCUGUUUGGCAGAAAAGACAACAAGAGGGGCUCGCUGAUUCAGCUGGAAGACAGAGAAGAGCGUGUCAACAAGAAAUACAGCGCUGUGAAAAAGGACGCAGACUCUAUCCACGAGAUGGUAAAAGUAAGCGUUGACUUAUUCAUGGUAAAAUUCAAACAUAUAAUAAUUGUUUUCUUGACUAUUUGUGCAGCUUAACUUUGAACUGCAGCAAAAGGGGUUUGUUGCUAAAACUUUGAAGAGGGUAUAUUACCCUUUUUACAAGAAAUAUUUAGUUAAGUAUCACAUGUUAUUACUUAACAUGGACAAAAUUUCAUAUUGUGAGUUAAUGUGCUUAAAAAUCAAAAGGACUUGAAGAGGAGUGCAGGAACAUCCCUUGUAUUUCUGUUCACCUUCUUUCCAAUUUUCUGAAAUUUCAUCAGGAGAAUAUGGCUCUUUUCCACGCGGAGCCUGAUUCAGAAGCUUGGCAGUGCUAUUUGGAGUAUGUGGAUGAGAUGUUGGUGGAGGGGCUUUUCAGCUACAUCAGCCACUCUCUUCAGUUCUUUUUGGACAACAUGGAGUCAGGGCCAAAACAAACACCUCUGUUUGAGGCUCAGUUGACACUGAGUUGCUCAGGAAUGGUCUUCCUACCCCCAUUGGAACAAGAAGCAGGAGAUGGCUUCUAUGAGUUAAUAGAGGGACUUAUCAGAGACAUAUUCAGGACUUCAGAGAACAUUAGCAGGGUGGCUGCUCAUCUUAGCAUGGAAAACUACCAGGUACACCGCUGUAAAAUGCAUGUUAGUUCCUGACAUAGUACAGGGGUUUACUUUUGUUUACCUCUGUCACAUUUCCAUCUGUAUAUUGAACAUUUUGCAAUCGUACUCAUAAUCCCCUAUUUGUGAAUUCCUUAGUUAAUCAUGAUUUAUUUGAACCCACAGCAAAAUAAAAAUCUAUCCUUCUACAAUGCUAACCUUUUUAAACCCAUUACAGAAGAUUCUUCCACAAGCAGCAGAUACCUCUUAUGAUAUAUAUCAUAUAAUGACACUCUUGCAGGAUGUGAUGGAUAACAUGCUAGAUUUGCUGGAACUGAGACAAGAAAUAAUGGAACGAGUUGAUAUCGUCCUCAAGAAAGCAAUAAACUACCAGAGAAAGUUUGACUGCUACUCCCAUCUCUGGCAAGAUGACAGGGCCGAGUUCCUCAGCCAGUUUCUUUUGUUCGGGCGAGUGCUCACAGCUGACGAGAUGGAAGCUUAUGCAGCUGAUGCCCUCUCUGAGAGCCCACCCACAAUUGAGAACUUCAAAGAGCAGGUAAAACAGUGUUAUAAUCAUGAAUAACAAUUUCCCGUACAUGGCAGAUGCCGUCAUUGUUAUUUCUGUGGUCUUUGUUUUACAGAUUGACUACUAUGAGCAUCUGCACGCUGAAAUUUCAAAGGUGAAAGACUUCAGCAUAUUCAAUGGAUGGUUUCGGGUGGAUAUCAAAUUCUUCAAAGUGCACCUCCUCAACAUUUUGAAGAAGUGGAGCUGGCUUUUUAAAGAACACCUCCUAACAUAUGUCACCAACAGGUACAGUUAACUCCUGCAGGACUUUUAGAUCCAAAAUGGUGUUGCAGCAAUUGUUUUCACCUGUUUUCAUGUGCUUUCUCACUUAGCCUUGAUGAGCUGCAGAAGUUUGUCCAAGUCACUGUUGAAGGACUUGGCCAGCCGGUGGCUAAAGGAAACCACUGUGGCUUGGUGGAAGUGAUGAGUCACCUGUUGGCUGUGAGAGACAGACUGGCAUCCACUGACAAGAUGUUUGAGCCUCUCAGAGACACAAUAAUCCUCCUGGAACAAUAUGGAGUGAUCAUACCAGACCAGGUCUAUUCUCAGCUGGAGGUAAAAAACUAAAGCUUCAUGUCUCAAAGUAAUAUGGUAAACAUGAUAGCGUAUUGACUAGGAAUAGGAAUAUGGUUUAUUUCAUGUGAGUCAAUACUUUUCUCUGUAGGAACUUCCUGAGAAAUGGAGCGAGGCAAAAAAACUGGCCAUAAAAGUGCGGCAUAAUGUGGCGCCCAUGCAGAAUGCAGAAGUUUUGGUUUUACGACGACGUUGCUUGGAGUUUGAGGUGGCUGGUUUCUUCUAGCUCUUCUAUCCAGAGGCAUAAUUUAUGCACUGUUCUAAAGUAGUUGAUUGAGUACCAAAGAGUGUUGAUUCUAAAAUGGGACUUCUUAUUUUUCAGAUGAAACAGAUCAAAUUCAGGGACACCUUCAGAGCAACGGCACCUUUCAGACGUGAUGCAGUGUGUCCCUAUGACAGUCUGGACAAAGUAGGACUCAAAGUUUUGCUUGAUUAGGGGACUCAAAAAAUUCGUAUUCCGCAGUACACUUGGAUAAAAGAUAAACUGUAAUGAUGCUUUGUUUCCUAGUCUGAAAAAGCAGUCCGAGAUAUGGAGAGAGAGCUAGCAGAGCUUCAGGAGUCCACAAAUCUGUUUGAUGUCACUAUUCCUGACUUCAAAGACAUCAAGCUCUGCAGGCGACAGAUUGUGGUCCUCAAAGAACUGUGGGACAUUGCUUUGUCAGUGCAGGUGAAUUGCUAAGAAAAUGUGAUAUUUCUAAUUUUUGUUUCUUUUUGAUUAAAUUGAAUUACAGCAGAAGAUUCCAUCUAUCUUCUACAAUAUCUCAAUAACUUGAUAACCUCCCCUCCAUAAGUCUUUCACUGAUUUUUCGCACACCCUGUAGCCUCUGAAUGUCCCCAUGAAGCACCCUUAGCCCAUCAACCCCUCUGCGUUUGUCUUUAUCUAAACAGAGCAGUGUGGAAAACUGGACAAUGACCAAAUGGAGGCAGAUAAACGUGGACCAGAUGGAUGCAGAAUUGAGAAGGUUUGCCAGGGUGAGGUCACCAACAGUGCUACAUCACACCAGCACAACUCUCCUGCUGUCUUGCUGUCAUGCACCAUUGCUGUUUGUAACAGAUGCCCCUAAUAACUAAUUAUGUUUACCUACCUUCUGUUUGUGUAGGACAUGAGGAAGCUUGACAAGGAGGCUCGCAUGUGGGAUGUGUAUUCCGGGUUAGACCUUUAUGUAAAGAAUCUGUUGACGUCACUGAGGGCUGUGAGUCAGCUACAGAACCUGGCAAUAAGAGAGCGCCACUGGGUGCAGCUAAUUAGAAUGACACAGGUGCAUAAGUACACACAGCAGAGGUCUUAGAGUACAGCAACCUUUUGGUCUUGUACGAUGGUAAUCUAAGGCCUUGCAUUGUGACAAAAAUAUCUUUUAAAACAGAUGGACUUCACUGUGACUGACUCCACCAAGUUGGGAGACCUCUUAGCUCUGCAGCUUUAUGUGCUUGGAGACAAAGUCUGCAACAUUGUGGAUAAAGCUGUCAAAGAAAUGGCCAUAGAGAAGGUUAGUCUUUAAUUAAAGACUGGGGUGAAGCCCAUCAACUGCUUUAAAUCAGGAUGGAUUUAAUGUAAUGGCUUCAGAUAAAUCUUGAUGGUUAAAACUGAGAUCUAGAGUUUUAAUUAGAGGAUGCUUAUAUGAUAAAUAAUGCCAUCAAACUAGUAUUAAUUGUGCCCAUUGUCUUACUAUAAAAAUAACACUUCCAGUGCAGACAGUUUUGGAUAGCUUCUUUAGUUCUAAAGGGAUUUAAUAGUUAUAAAAUAGUUUAACUACUAGAUGCACGAGUUAUUAUGGUUAGACGGGUAAUAGUCAGGCAUUUAAAAUUAUUGUUAGCUAAUGUUUUUUUUUUUUUUUUUUUUUUUUUUUUUUUACAGGUUGUGGCACAAAUAAGUCAAACAUGGCAAUCAAUGGAGCUUUCGUAUGAAAAUCAGUACCAAACCUCUGUGCCCCUGCUUAAAUGUGAUGAGGAAAUUGUUGAAACUCUUGAGGAUCAUCAGGUAAUUAUGCGACUAUCUGGUAUUUAUAUUAGGACUUAAUGAGCAACUUUUAAGUGAAGAAAAAUCCACAGUGGCUAUAAUACCCAACAAUAUUUUCUUGAGACCAGUCAUCUGUGAAAAGCACCGAUAGUAAAGCACUGAAUAGAGAUGAGAGUGCAGACAGGGGCCGUCCUGUCUGACUGUCAAACAGCCCAACUGAGAGCAGAGAGAUCCCCAUUGAGUCCUCAGAUUUAUAGCAGCUGUAGGACAGAGGGCAUUGUUACACUGUGCUGGUCUUUGUACAUGAACACCAGCUGUACUGGGGGGUUACAGCCAGCAAUUAGAAGUCUUGCCUCUCUGGUGCCUCCAUCUUUAUGUAAGUAGACUGCCCCCCUCCCCCACAUUUUUACGGUGUGGUACACAAAUGUGGUUGAAUGUGCACUGAAGUCAGGCUAACCUUCUAUGACCGUUUCUUACCCGCUGAGAAUGAAUCCUGCUUACAUUUCUUUGUCCUGUUCUCAAGGUUCAGCUUCAGGGCAUCUUUCAGAGCAAGCAUGUAGAUCAUUUUCUGCAACAGGUAGUGGUACUACAGAAACAGCUGACUGUGGCUGACUCUGUACUGAUGGUCUGGAUGGAGGUCCAAAGGACAUGGGUGUACCUGCAAAGCAUUUUCAAAGGCUGUGAUGACAUUUGCCAACAACUGCCUGCAGAUGCAUACAGAUUCCAAGCAAUAGACGCUGAAUUUCAGGUUUGCCACGUUGCUAUCACACAAUAAUGCACAGAUUAUUGUUUUCAUCACUAUAAACAUGGAGGUUUUGGUUCUUUCAGGAGUUAAUGAUGGACAGUGCUAAGACUAAAAACGUCAUUGAAGCCACGAACAAACUUUCUCUUUUUGAGAAGUUAGAGGAUCUACAAAAAAGGUAUUUUUUGCUUGUUUUCUUCCAAUUACAGGUUCAGCACAUAACACGUAAAUUAUAAAAUCACUAAAAUCUCUAAAGUAACUGCUUUAUUUGAGUUUAUCAAUAAAAAUGUUGUACAUACUGGUCUACUGUUGACACUGUUUAUGCUGUUUGUUCAAAUGUUAACGUAGAAUUAUUAAGAUGAUCUAUGCAUAAUCUGGCAUGAAAAAAAAACAACAACUGAACUCAGUGGGUGUGUUUUCUAGAAAAGAAACAUUAUAAUCACAUCAUAGUCAGUGACCUGUGCCAGCUUUUGCAGAGUCUCAUUGCGGGCUUUGCUCACAGUUCUGUCAUAUAUUUUCCUUCCCUGUACCACUUUCUUUGACAGGCUUGCAUUGUGCGAAAAAGCUCUUGCUGAAUACUUGGAGACAAAAAGACUUGCUUUUCCAAGAUUCUACUUUAUUUCAUCAACAGACUUGUUGGAUAUCCUCUCAAAAGGCAAUCAACCAAUAGAGGUACAUUUACGUAGAUAGUUUGAUUGUGUCUGUGCCAUCCCUUUACUUAUGUGUAUAUCAUAUAAGGACUAAUUUUCUCUUGCAGGUAACUCUUCACCUCUCUAAAUUGUUUGACAAUAUGUCAGAUCUUGACUUUGCCAAAUAUGGAGAGCUGGAAGGUCCUAAACUUGCAGUCGGCAUGUACAGCAAAGACAGGGAGUACGUCCCAUUCAUGACUGAAUGCUGUUGUCAUGGACCGGUAGGAUUCACUCAGUGUCAAGGAAUCUGAAUUAGCUAUGGCAUUAUAGGAAAUACCCUAACUCAGAGCAAUAAUGCUUGGUCUUACUGUAGGUGGAGGCAUGGCUUACUUGUCUGGAGGAGACCAUGAGAGAAAGUGUCAGGGGCCACCUGUCUGAGGCUGUGUCUGUGUAUGAGGAUCGCCCCAGAGAGCAAUGGAUUCUUGACCUUCCUGCUCAAGUGGCUCUAACUGGAUCCCAGAUUUGGUGGAGCAACGAUAUGGAGCUUGUGUUUAAAAGACUUGAGGAAGGGUAUGAGUCCGCACUGAAAGACUACAACAAGAAGCAGGUACAGCUAUGCUGAGUAAAAAUAUUCACAUGAAAGCCUUUCAAGUAAAUGCAGCAGAGUUGACAAAAAAAGGCAGAAUGAGAUCCAAAUUCAGAAACAAUAACAUUUAAAAUAUUUUAUAAAUGGGUACAGUCUGUUGUCAGGAUUAUACCUCAUCUUCAAGUUGCUGAUGCUAGAGAUAUGAGCGCGACAGCGGUAUUGAUCCAGCACUGCUAUCAUUUAUUUGUGUGUUAAAUUGGAUUACACUGUAUAAACACUAUAUCAUAAAGUAGGAUCCAAUACAACACAACCACAAACCACAACCUCAAAACCUCACAUAAAUCAACACCUCUUUGGAUAACCAGCAUUUUUGAUAAUGACACCAGUUAGGGAAGUUGACCUUAGGUUCAGAGAAGCAUCCCAAUGAUAAAAAAUACUGAAUAAAAAAGUAACUGCUUUGUUUGAGUUUAUCAAUAAAGAUGUUGUACAUACAGGUCCACUGUUGACAUUGUUUAUGUUGUUUGUUCAAAUUAAAAUUAUUCAAAUUAAAUUAUUAUUCAAAUUAGAAUUAUUAAACCGAUCUAUGCACAAUCUGGCAUAAAAAACAAACACAACUGAACUCAGUGGAUGUGUUUUCUAGAAAAAAAACCAUCAUAAUCAAAUCAUAGUCAGUGACCUGUGCCAGGUUUUGCAGAGCCUCAUUGCGGGCUAUGCUCACAUUUCUGUUAUCAUUCUUGUCAGUUUCAUCAGCACUAUUUAAGGUUAGCAUGUCCUUGGUUGCUGUUUGAAUAAUCUCUCCAUCCCUUCAGUGCACUGUGCUGCACUGAUUGGAUCUGCUGUCAAAGAGGGCUAGUGACAAAUGUAAGAUAUCCAGGGAUGUUUUGGGUGAAACAAGAACACGUAUGCUGUAGUUUGUCUUAAAAGUAGUCAGAGCUUAGACAGUGUUUUUGUAAAAUUCUCAACAUGUUUGACUGUGUAUGUUUUAAUGAAUAAAUGUAAGUAAUUUUGAGUUCUUGAAAAUGCAGCUCCAUAUGAGAUUGUUGCCAGUUCAGUUUAUUAGUAUGUUGAUCCUCGUCUAGACUUGUGUUUUUAUUUCCUUAUCUUUAACUUCUCUUUUUUUAUUUCACCAGAUUUCUCAACUCAACUUGUUGAUCGGCAUGCUGCUGGAAGAGCUGAGCCCAGGAGACAGACAGAAGAUCAUGACUAUAUGCACUAUUGAUGUCCAUGCUAGAGACAUUGUUGCCAGUCUCAUGGCCCAAAAGGUAAUGGUAACAGAAUCCUACCCUCAAUCAGCAUGGCCCUCUUUGUCCAUUUGAACUAACUACUGCAUAACACCAAGUAUAACUCAUUAUAUCAUAUCAAUAUACAGUAGGUGUGUCAAAGAAUCAAACACUUAUUCUCUAUUUUACUUUGUAAAAUUAAAGGUGAAUUUUAUGGUAGCAGAAAAAUUAAUUUUGAGUCCACAUUUACAGCAACAUCAAAAAUUUCAAAUGGUAUAAAAUACUCUUGUAAAGUGCUUGAAGAAAUACAGCGCUUGAGUUUUUAACAUUUAAUCUCACGAGAAAAACAAGAGAGGAGACAGAUGAGUUUAGCCUUUUCGUAAAAUAAAUUCAAAUUCCAACAAGUUCUCUUCGUCAGCUUGCUUGUACUACAAAUCUUGACAUUCAAUCUGUAUGACAUACUAAGUAGUGUGCAAAUAUAAUGGCAGUUAAUGUGUGUUCACAGGUCACCACCUCACAGUCCUUCCAGUGGCUUUCUCAGCUCCGGCAUUGCUGGUAUGAACAGCAGCAUCACUGCUUUGUCAACAUCUGUGAUGCUCAGUUCCUUUACUCUUACGAGUAUCUUGGAAAUACGCCACGACUAGUCAUCACUCCCCUCACAGACCGGUAAGCCUCCUGCACUCAAAACAUGUUAUUUUGCCCUACAUCAACCACAGUCAGCAUUGGCUAUACUGUUUGUGGUUCUCUGUGUGCUGUUGCCAUUGGCUUGUUUAGGUGCUACAUCACCUUAACUCAGUCACUCCACCUGGCGAUGGGCGGAGCCCCUGCAGGCCCCGCUGGAACCGGAAAGACUGAGACCACUAAGGAUCUAGGAAAAGCACUGGGUGUGAUGGUGUACAUCUUCAACUGUUCUGAGCAGAUGGACCACAAAGUAAGAAUUCAGAAGUAUAAAUUUAAGUGUUUUUUUUUCUUGUAUGGGUGUCAUAUUUAACAGUUAUGAGCAUAUUUUGUUGUUUUGGUUCAGUCCAUUGGAAAUAUCUACAAAGGUCUGGCCCAGACUGGAGCAUGGGGCUGCUUUGAUGAGUUCAAUCGUAUUGCAGUAGAUGUCCUGUCUGUGGUUGCAGUGCAGGUCAAAACUAUCCAGGAUGCCAUUCGCUGUGAGAAAAAAAGGUAACGAAUUAAAAAUAAAGACAUGAAGCUGUAAUUCUGUAAAAGUGAAAAAUGGACUAAAUCUCUUUACAAUCUCUCAGGUUUCAAUUCCUUGAUAAAGAGAUUGUCUUAAAACCCUCAGUGGGGAUUUUCAUCACAAUGAACCCUGGUUAUGCAGGCAGGACAGAGCUACCUGAGAACCUCAAGGCUCUCUUCAGGUACGAGAGAUAUGAUAACUUCAUUUACUAUGUGUCUUUACCCAGCAUAAUGGUCUUUGUUACUGCCGUCUAUGUCUUACUUUAGACCCUGUGCCAUGGUAGUACCAGACACUGAACUUAUCUGUGAGAUCAUGCUGGUGGCAGAAGGCUUCCAUAGUGCCAAGCUCCUAGCCAGGAAGUUUAUCUCUCUGUACAAUCUCUGCAAAGAGUUGCUCUCCAAACAGGUAUGAGAAAAUGACUUAAUGGUAUUUCAUCAUAUUUCAUUACCUUGGGUAAAAAAAAAAGCAGCACAGCAAUAAAUAAAUAUAAUAGUCCAAGAAUACUCAUUUCACUCCAUUAGAACCACUAUGACUGGGGUCUGCGUGCUGUCAAGUCUGUUCUUGUAAUGGCUGGGACGCUGAGAAGGAGAGACAAGAGUAGACCAGAAGAUCAGGUAAAUCUAAAAUAUGCGUUAUCUCCGUUGGAAGAAGCAAAGUGUUUGUUUUUAUAUUUUUCAUGUAUGUUAAUAUUACUUUCUAGGUGCUGAUGCGUGCGCUGAGGGACUUCAACCUGCCUAAAAUUGUGACCGAGGAUGUGAUCAUCUUCUUGGGACUGCUGGGAGACUUGUUUCCAGGCCUGGAGGUGGAGAGGGAGAGGGACUUUGAAUUUGAAAAGGCCAUUCGCAAGUCCACACUGGAGCUCCGACUCCAGCCGGAGGAGACGUUUAUCCUUAAGGUUUGACACAGUGUUGUGUCACUGAUCAGUGCUUGAAAUAAGGAUGUUUUUCUAAACACUUCUUUUGUCAGGUGGUGCAGUUGGAGGAACUCAUGGCAGUGCGUCACUCAGUUUUUGUUCUUGGAAAUGCAGGGACUGGGAAAAGCAAGGUUGUGUCGUAUUGCCUCAAAGGUUAUGAAAUGGAUGCCCCAGACUGAAUUGUAAGGCACUUCCAAUUAACUUUAUUUUUCUUGCCAUAGAUAUUGAGAGUUCUUCAUAACACUUAUGUAAACUUGAAGAGAAAACCAGUGUGGAACGACCUCAAUCCAAAGGCAGUGGAUAGGGAUGAAUUGUUUGGCUUUAUCCAUCCUGCAACUCGAGAGUGGAAAGAUGGUAAUAGAGCAGGCCUUCAGAAGGAAAUUAGAGAAUUAUCACACAUUACAUGAACCUGUGGUAACUCAUAUUGGAAGUCUGUAAUCAGCCUCUUUUUGUGUUCUUUGAUCUCUGUAUAAGGUUUGCUUUCAUCACUUAUGCGAGAGCAAGCAAACAUCUCCCACAAAGGACCUAAGUGGAUUGUGUUGGAUGGAGACAUUGAUCCGAUGUGGAUUGAAUCACUCAACACAGUGAUGGAUGACAACAAGGUACCUCCCUCCUGGUCAGCCAUACACUAUUGUACAACACAUAGCAACCGAGGUGGUAGAGUUAGAAAAAGAUGUUUCUUUCUCCCUCCUUCGGCAAUCACUUCCUAGGGUGUGAGUACUUAGAGGUCUUUACCCAGAGCUAUGUAUCAUGUCGCAGUGAUCUUGUUCCUUUAAUACUCCGAAGCAAAUCUGAUCAAAUUGUGAACCUGGAAAUGUGUCUGACUUACCAGCCAUUGAAAUAUUAUCACAUAUAUUCACUUGUGACAUGUUUUAGGUUCUGACUCUGGCCAGUAAUGAGCGUGUUCCACUGACUUCCUCCAUGAGACUGGUGUUUGAAAUCAGUCACCUUCAGACGGCCACUCCUGCCACUGUGUCCAGAGCAGGAAUUCUCUACGUCAACCACUUGGACCUGGGCUGGAACCCGUGAGUUACACAAUUUUCAUUCACAUCAUACUAAAAUGUGUUUGAGGUAGUUUCUGUGGUGGGGAUUGUGUGAAAUCAUCGAAAUACUCCCAGUAUGAAUUUGAAUAAACAUGGUGUGCUUCAGAACAAUUAAAGUCCAGAUAAGCAACAUAAAGUUGUAAAAACUUUGACUGUUACUCAGGUAUGUUACAAGCUGGAUUGACCAACGAGAACGCCAAACAGAAAAGGCCCACCUCACCAUCCUGUUUGAAAAAUAUGUUCCUCGCUGUGUGGAACAGAUGCGAAACACCUUCAAAACUGUAAUUCCAAUCCCGGAAAACUCCAUGGUGCAGGUAAAAAAAAGAAACAAGCACAAAUUACAGCAGAUUCAUUGCCUAUUUAGGAUGCCAAUACAGGUACAAAUUAUGAUAAAAUUAUCAUUUCAUUCUCUUUCAGACACUCUGCACUUUGCUUGACUGCUUCCUUGUGCCAGAAAAUAUUCCACCUGACUCUCCACGUGAGCUUUAUGAGACCUAUUUUACUUUUGCCUGCAUCUGGGCUUUCGGUGGAGCCCUGUGUCAAGAUCAGGUACUAGUAUGUUUUUUUUUUUUUCUCAUCUGAUGCUGAGGACAGCUUAGGAAUUUGGAUUAUGUCGUCUUUUACGUGUCUACUUUUACAAGACAACGGUCAGCUGAUGUGCACAAAGAUACAUAAUUCCCUAUGAAUUCCUCUUGUUAAUGGUCCACUUACUUAUCAGUUCACUCACUCUUGAUGCUGUCUUUGUUCUAUUGUCAAAAAUGUAAGUAUGGGGAAAUCAUGACCAAGGUUAAAUCCGUAAUGUCAGAAGACUAGGAAUAGUAUAAUUUUAUCUGUAGUAAUAGUAGGGUUCUCUGUUGAAACUACGAACUAUAUAUCUUCUUUGUGUUUUAGCUCUAUGAUUACCGUGUAGAGUUCAGCCGGUGGUGGACCAAAGAAAUGAAGACAGUGAAGCUACCAGCACAGGGUACAGUGUUUGACUACUACCUUGACCCUCAAACCAAACGCUUCCUGCCAUGGAGCGAUACUGUACCUCCAUUUGAAAUGGAGACCUGUAUGCCACUACAGGUAAGAACAUUCAAGCCACUUCAGAGAGGGCGUUGAAUCCUCACGUAACUACACAAUCGCAGACUUUAAAAAGUACUUUGACUUAUAAUCACAUACACAAUCAAAAGUAGCAGCCCUAAUUAAGAAAAAUUUACCAAAAAUGAACAAUGCAGUCAUAUAAAAAUAUAUGUAAGCCUCAGUGAACAUAAUAAGAGAGGGCAGAGUCACAUCAUGAGGUUAUGGUAGGGUUGCGAGGAUGGAUGAUGGGCUUUCCACUGUGUCUGAUUACCAUCUAUCGCACCCCAUACCAGACUGUGUGGGGGUGAAGGCAUGAGCAACAAGGCUUGAGCUGUCACCCACGCGCUAUUGUCUUUCUUUAUGCUCCUGCGUACAGCUGUGAAUGCUCCAAAGGCUCUUGCUGAGCCAUAAUUAGUAGGGUUUUGUUCUGAGCAAAUGAUGCUAUUAUGACAGAAUAGUUGUAGUGUACUGGGAAAAUACAAGAAAUUAUAAAUCACAUACAACUCACUGAACACAUGUCUGUCAAUAAAUCACACUCAAAGAAAGCCAUAAUAACUAUGUAUGUUUCUGCUCUCUGUCUCCCCGCUGGUUCUAUGAUUGCAGGCUGUUGUGGUGCACACAGCAGAGACUCUGCGUCUUCGCUACUUCAUGGACUUGUUGCUGGAGAAGAGACAGCCGCUGAUGUUUGUGGGGAACGCUGGAGUGGGGAAGACUGCACUUGUCAGGAACAAGUUAGACUUUCUGCCAGAGAGUUACAUGACUACAAAAAUACCUUUUAACUACUACACUACCUCCCUCACACUGCAAGGUUUGUGGGCUUUUGGGAUUGUUCUGUAGUUCAUAACAGCACAUCAGGUAAACUGUAGCACCAUCUGCUGGUAAUUUUCAGAUUCAUUAAGCUUGAAAGGAGACAAAACUUUAGCAUUGGGUUUGAUUGCAACAUAACCAAAUUGUACAAUAACCCUCACAAUUUUAUUUAAUUAGAUUUAGGAAAGAUUAUACCAGGACUUUAAAAGAAAAAGUACCUCUGUUUAAUUAUGAGAGCGAUAAAGUCCUAUAUAUCCUCAUCUUAACAUCAUAAGAGGAUGGCCUUUAUGGCAUCCAUUGGUUUGAAUAUUUCUGCUGUUCUUACUUGAGGAUUUGUAAUAUAGAUGUACCUCAUUAUUUGCCACUCUGCUCUUUAUCUUAAUACUUUUUAAAUAGAUAUAUAUGUGUACCAUGUAAAUAAUAACCUCUUGCCUUUACGAAUUACAAUGUCUGAAAAUGUAGCCAAAUGUUGAGUCUUUUUUUCUGGUGUUUUGAAAAUUGAUAAUAUUUACCCUGUGUGGCACCAGUAGUUUGAGUUAUCUGUUCAUUUUUUUCUUCUUUUCUAGGGAUCUUAGAGCAAUCAUUGGAAAAAAGAGCAGGUCGAAGCUAUUCUCCUGUGGGUAACAAGAGGAUGAUCUACUUUAUAGAUGAUUUGAACAUGCCGGCUGUUGACAGUUUUGGAACAGUGCAGCCUCACACACUCAUACGCCAGCAUCUGGAUUAUGGUCACUGGUGAGGGGGGUCCUGUAAACCUCACUGUAGUUUUUCUGUUAAGUGUUGGAGUCUUUCACCAAACUACAAAAUGAGCUAGUGAUUAAACCAAACACUUUCAUUUUCUUUCCUACUUUGUACAGGUAUGACAGACAGAAACUUACACUGAAAGAAAUACACAAUACCCAGUUUGUCGCCUGUAUGAAUCCAACUUCUGGAAGCUUCAAUAUCAACCAAAGACUACAGGUUACUCUCUGGGUUAUCUUUCUUGACGAUACAGAUUGAUUUUCUUGUUUUGCCAUCUUGUUGACUGUCAUGGUUGUUAGUAUUGUACAGUUUUAGUUAUAAAGUACAAAAACCAUCAGUUGAGGAACUGUUCAAAUGCUGUCGAAAAUGUUCAGCCAGUGUCCUAUUAUAGUGAUUACUCACAUUAAAAAACUUAUAAGAGACAAAAAUUUAUAUUUAUUUGGCUUUAAGAAGCACUGAAAGAAUCACUUAAAAACACAAUAUCUAUACUCAGCAUGAAGCAGCGUGAAAUGAAUGUCUUUGGUGAUUAAGAAGCUGCAGCUACUAUUAAAAAAACAACCCUGUGAUUUUUUUUUUCCCAAAUGAAAAAAAAAAUUGAUUUUAAAGUACCUGCUCAGUAGAUUUCUGAGGAUAGAUUAAAGUCAUCCCUUGAAAAGUGUCUAUGAUUUCAUCCUUAUACACUGUUUUACAAGCUAUCAUCUCUGAUUAUACCCUGCUCUAUACAGAGACAUUUCUCACUGUUUGCGGUGAACUUUCCUUCCUCUGAGGCCCUGAUGUCCAUCUACACACCCAUCCUGUGUGGCCACCUGAAGCAAAAACGCUUCAGUCCACAAGUUCAGAGGACUGCUACAGCUGUGAUCAAAGCUGCCAUAAGUUUUCAUCACAAGAUGCUUCGCAGCUUUCUGCCCACUGCCAUCAAAUUUCACUACACAUUUAAUUUAAGAGAGUUGUCCAACGUCUUUCAGGUAGUGUUGCCAGUCAUCGGUAAUCUCAGUUAUCACAGUAUACUUCUGAGUGUGGUUUUGGUUUUUAUGAUUAUCUGUGUGACUCAGGGCAUCCUCUUUGCUGGACCUGAAAGUGUGAAAGAGAGCACUGACCUGGCACUGUUGUGGCUCCACGAGUCCUGCAGGGUGUACUCAGACAGACUGGUAGAUGUCACGGACCUGCAGCUCUUCCGGAGGCUCCAGAUGGAGACUGUGCAUGAAUGCUUUGAGGUGCAACACAGAUUCUGAUAAAUAAACCGUAUGAAUUUCUGUUUUUCGCCUUCUGAUCUCAACAUACACUCAAAGAUUUAAAUGAUUUAUUAUGCUUGUCCUCUUUCAGGGACUGGAGGACAAUAAGGUGACAAAGCAGUCCCUCCUCUAUUGCCACUUUGCCCACAAAAGCGAUGAAGCCUCCUAUACGCGUAUUACAGACUGGUCUGCCCUCAAGUCCAUCCUCACAGAUGCUCUGGAGAGCUACAAUGAGCUCAAUGCAGCCAUGAAUCUUGUGCUGUUUGAGGAUGCUGUGGAGCAUAUGUAAGCAAAGCUGGUUUCUAUGGUGUAAUUAUAGAUAUAAGGGUUCUUGGUGACAAUAAAAGAUUUUCCUCGGAAAAUGAUAAUUUGACAACAAACAAACAACAUAAAAUUAUUGAAGAAAGAAAGAAAACGGGUAUAUAUAUGAAACUUAAUGAAAUCUAAAAAAGGAAGCUGAUCGCAGGAAAGGAGAUUAAUAAGUUAUUAAACAUCAUUCAAAGCUUCCAUGCUAAUGUGAAGAAAGAAUAUGAAGAAUUUUAGAUUGUACAACAUUUGGUUGAAUAUAUACAUUUUGUGACAUAACAAGAUUGUGUUGUUAACAGCUGUCGCAUCAGUCGCAUCCUGGAGUCCCCAAGGGGUCAUGCCUUACUGGUUGGAGUGGGAGGCAGUGGGAAGCAGAGCCUGACUCGGCUGGCUGCCUACAUAUCCUCAGUGGAAAUCUUCCAAAUCACUCUGAGCAAGGGUUACAGCAUCCAAGACCUCAAGGUAAUUAUUUAGUUGUAAAGAGGUUUGUUGGUUACAGCUAAACAAAACAUAGUCUGACAGAAAAUAAGGAAAUUAAUGUUCACAAGAGGGCUGAAAUACUUAUUUUUAAACCGUAUUCUCAUGCUGUGGAAUUCAUCCGCCCUCUUCUGUGCACGAGUCUCUGUAUUUUCUGACAAACUUGAUGUAUGCCAUCACCUGCACCAAGUUACAAGGACUCACAGUGCUCUGCAAAGGAGAUCUGCUUUUGUUUGAGUUACUAGUAUAGAAUAGAAUAAAAUAGAAUAUUCCUUUAUUGAUUCCCCAUGGGGGAAGUUUUUUUGUCACAGCAGCAUCACAGACAAAGAUGCAGUUAUAAAAAUACAGAUUGUUAUAUUAAGAACUUAAAUAAAUGUUAUAAUUAAGAAAAAAAUUAGAAAAAGGAAAAGGGAGAAGAAAAUAAAACUAUAUACAAUAUACACAAUUUAAAUGCCAGAAAAAAGUGGUGGUGUGAGUCCAGUUUUAUUACAGUUCAUUGUAAAGUCUUAUUACAGAGGGGAGGAAUGACCUGCAAUAGCGCUCCGUCUUGCAAGCCGUCCUAUAAUCUACUUAAAUAUGUUUUUAAGAAAAUGAAAAGUCAUUGAGAAACAUGUUUGCUGGAAAUCCUUCACUCAUCCCAGAUCCUUUACAACAAUGUCUCUUUGUCUCAUUGAGGAUGAUGAUGUAGUACAGUUCUGCUGAGCUUCUCCACUGACACAGGAAAUACUUGUCCAAUACUAUUUAAAAACCACCAGGAAACGUUUCAAUGUCUGAUUGAUGAAACAAGUUUGUCAAUUGAAUCAAUAAGGAGCCUCAUCAUGGGUCUUGUGCUCCAUCACUGAUAAUCAUUGGUGCUUUUGUGGUCUUUGUGUCGGUGUAAACGUUGUACUGUUGCAGUCUAUUCAUGCCAUGUGUGUUUACUCUUAGAUGGAUCUAGCAGGCCUAUUUCUCAAGACUGGAGUGAAGAACCAGCGAGUGGCUCUACUCCUUACUGAUGCACAGAUACCUGAUGAGCAGUUCCUUGUGACUGUGAAUAAUUUGUUGGCGACAGGUCAGCACCACAAAAAUCGUACAAUGUUUCAUCUGUUUGCGCUAGAAAAUGAUCUGCCGUGGUUAGAUGUUGUAUUCUCUUCAUGAAUUUUCAUCAUUAAGCAGUGACUGUGCAUAUUUAAAUUUGUGAAGAGAAUAUUGAUCGGCUCAUCAUGAUGUCUGUUAUGAUUACUCCUUAGGAGAAAUUCCUGAACUGUUCACUGAGGAGGAGAUGGAAGGUAUCGUGUCAGAUGUGAGAGCUCAGGUCCGAGCGCUCGGACUGCUGGACAGCAGGGAGAACUGCUGGAGAUUUUUUACAGACCGAGUUAGGCUACAGCUUAAGGUAUAGUCUUUCACAUUUUCCUUCCAAAUAACAUCACUAUUCAUUAAUGUUUGCACCCAAAUCAGUUGGAUUAAAUUGUUUUUUUUUUUUUUUUUUUUUUUUUUUAAUUAAGGUUUUAUGAAAUUUGGAUUAACUCUGUAUCUGCAAAAACUCAAAGACUUAAAGGUUAUUAUUUUGUUCAGUCUGACAACUUAACUAAAAGAAGAUCAUGUAUUUCAGAGGUAAUAUGUUAAAAUAAACUGUUGCUCUGUGGUCUGUUGCUUACGUUAAAUUAUAAUGUUACUUUUGCAGUUAAAUCAGACUGUCAUCGGAACUAAUUGCAUUAUGACUGUCAGCCUCUGUUUGUCUGUGGGCUACCUGGUUUUUCAAUAGACUAUGUUAAAACAAAUCUGUGAGCUAACAGUUAAUAGAAACAUUAAGAAAUUAAAAGCACAGCUGCUGUUCAGUGUUAUUAAAUGUGUUUAACAUGCUGGACUAACGGAGCCAGAUGAACUAGGGGGUUAAAAGGAAGGAAAUUCUUGUCUCGGUACACAUGCGUGCCAUCCAGCUAAUGACUAUGCCAGGGCCUCUGGUAGCGUCACCGUCUGUUACAGCCAACAGGGGAUGUGGCUGCCUGUCCUCAUGCCAGAGUGAUGAAAGUGGGGGCACAGACGGCUGCCAGUUAUGGUUUUCCUUUUGAAUGUUUAAGCACUGUCUAUAAACAGGGAUGAUUUUCAGAUGUAUUCUUGGCUAUGUCUUGUCAAACUCUAGUAUGUGGAUACAUGUUUGUAAAAACCCGUUUCUGUAUGUCUAACUGAGUAUCUCUUUGUUUCCUUGCUUUCUGCCUUGUAGGUGGUACUGUGUUUGUCUCCAGUGGGCAGCACCCUUCGUGUUAGAGCCCGUCGAUUCCCCGCUCUUGUUCAAUGCACCACCAUUGACUGGUUCCACCCUUGGACCCCAGAAGCUUUGCAGUCAGUUAGCUUUAGGUUUAUUCAAGAGAUUGAAGGAAUUGAGGUAAGGUUUUUAUCUCUCACAACCCAACCUUUCUAUUAUUCCUGUAUUUUAAUUUUUCUGAGUCCUUGCUUUCCCUUGCACGAGGAUACAAUAUAAUAUCAUUGCAAAUAACGAUACUUGUUGUCAGAGAUUCAUCUAUGGGUGUAACAUACAGGAGAGUUUACCAUGUACCUCCUCAUUCUGGACUGAGUUAGACUUAAAUGAACGCCAUCUAAUUAUAACAGUGCAGCUGGAUUAACUUCUCCAUAGAUCCCUCAUCAUUAGUUCUCAGCUGAGGUUCUGACAAAUUGCUGAACACAUGCCUGGAGACUCACAGUGAGUGCAGGCAUAUCAUUGUUUUCCAUCAUAGCAGUGGAACGAUCACAACCCAGAAUCAUUUAUGUUAAUGAGAGAAGAGUGAUUAAGCACAUAACGACCCACUAAGGAGGCACAGCUGUCACAACCAGGAGAGUGUCAUCACAUUUGUGCCAGACUGUUACUUUCCGCUGCACACUGUCCAUGCGCGGAAGUUCAGGUGAAGCAGAAAAAGUGGUGUAAUUGUCGCUGUUUUGUUAUUAAAGCAUUAGUCAAAAAAAUUACAUAAGUAAAGGCUUGUUUAGUAUCAAAGAUUUUAGAGUCUGGAAUUUUUUUUUUCAGCAGCUGUAGAUUAAUAUGCAAGUAUUAUAGUAGUUUCAGCAUUUGGUGGAUUGAUACAUUAAACAAUUAGUAAAGAACUAAUGAGAGCAACUCUUUCAGUGUAUUCCCUCCAUCCCCUUUGAAUCCUUUCUAAAAAGUAGUUGUAAUGAUGAAAUAAAAAAUUGUUGUCUUUGUUACCAAUGCCAAGAUACACAAAGAUACAAAGAAGAGCACACAUCAAACAACUAAGAGUGUUUUUACAGAAAGGAUUUUGAGUUUUUGCAAAGUAUGAAGUUAAAGGAGGUGACAAAAUGAGAGACAUUACUGUAUCGUAAAAUACACAGAGUAUUUAUUUUUAUUAAAGAUGUAGGGCAAUGAGAAAUGAAAUGAUCAUUUAUUUAAAGUUAGGAAUGCACAACCCACUGGCAGUUGUCAAAGAGGCCAAUCAGUUAAAACAUCUUGCAUCUGAAGCGAAUGUAGGAUGCUUUGUCAAAAAGCAUAAUGUCAGAUCUUAAUUAAUAAUGAUUUUUUUCCUACUGGCUCCAUGGUCAUUAACAAUGGCUUUUUGUGAGUUAUGGUGAGGUUUGAUCCUCUGUAUUCUCUGCUCAUUUGUUUUUACUUUAAUUGAUCACUACCUGCAUGAUUAAUCCAGGCUCUGUGUCAUUGAGCACCACAUGAUAAAUACCUAGUUUGAAUGAAGCACAACAGCAGCUAUAGACAGUGUUUAGAAAGUUAGAGGACAUCAGAGAUAAUGUAAACAGUGUGCAUGAAUAACAAACUGUAUGUCAGUGGUCCAAACACAUUAUUUUCGCAGGGGUUUCAAAGCCUAAUCAUUCCUGCAAGCUGCACCUAAAUUUCAGAUUGAGUAAGUCAGGGCCAGCCGAGGAAGAUGGCAAAACUUGUAGAUGAAUUCAAAAUUUAUGAAGAUAAUAUUUCAGUCCCCAUCAGGUUGGGGAUGUUAAACUCUACUCAAUCCCACUCGCCGCGUUCUCCCUCUCCCCCCUUGUCUGCUUAUUUUUACAGCCUGCCGUCCAGGAAUCCAUCAGUCUUUUCAUGGCCUACGUUCACACCAGUGUCAACCAGGCAAGUGAAAAAUACCAGCGCAAUGAGAAGAGGUACAAUCACACCACCCCCAAGAGCUUUCUCCAGCAAAUCACCCUGUACAGGAACCUUCUGGAGAAGAGCAGGGCUCAGCUCCAGCACAAGAUGAACAGACUUGAAAGUGGCCUUCAAAAACUCCAAACCACUGCCACUCAGGUAUUAACCUUUUAUUGUAUACAACAGUAAUAUCAGGAUUUGUUUUGGUUGAGCUGGAGUAGAAAAAACAGGAAUGGUACUAUUGCUUGUUUUUUUAAAUGUAGGCUUCACCUAACACUGAUGUAUGCAUGAACAUGUCGUCCCCCUAUUUUAGGUGGAGGAUCUCAAAGCUAAAUUGGCAUCUCAAGAAUCUGAGCUGACCUUUAAAAAACAGAAAAUUGAGGCUCUGAUUACAAAGAUUGGACUGCAAACUGAGAAGGUUAGCAGCAAGAGGGAGGCGGCAGAUGUUGAGGCACAAAAGGUGAGAUGUGCGACCAUAUAUUGGUUUUUGCACCUUGAGUGUACAGGUUUUUAUUACACAACACUCACAAAAUUCCCUUUUGUUAUUCAUGGUUGCUUUGCACAGGUUGCCGUCAUCCAAACAGAGGUCUCUGCCAAACAAAGGGAUUGUGAAAAUGACCUACUGAAGGCAGAGCCAUCACUGACAGCUGCCACAGCAGCACUCCAUACUCUCAACAAGGUUCUUAAUUUUACAAGCCAGGACAAAAUGCGCCAGAUCUUCAGUCCCCCUAAAAUAUAUAAAUAAUUAUGGUCACUGUUUUAUUUUUUAGGUGAAUCUCACUGAGCUGAAGGCAUUUCCCAACCCUCCAGCUGCAGUGAUCAAUGUCGCAGCAGCUGUGAUGGUUUUGUUAGCUCCCCGCGGUCGAGUGCCUAAGGAUCGGAGCUGGAAGGCGGCACGGGCCUUCAUGGGCAAGGUUAAGCUGUCAUCAUGUCAAUCACAUCUGCCUGAUUAAUGCCAAUCUAAUUUGUGACUAAGCCUUGACCCUGGCCCUGCCCAGCAUCUCUUCAAAGCUCACAUUACAGCUAGAUGGCUUUAUGAAUAUGCUCAGUCAGAGGGGGGGGGGCAAGUGUGCCUCAACCUUUGACUGUUAUUAAUGGGAGUAUGGCCUCAGAGGAUACAUUUCUAAUCUGUAAAAAUGUUGGAUUAGGGUGAAUUAGGGAUCCGUGCCUUGAUGCCUUAUGUUAUUUUUACACACAAGGUUUUUGAAUGUGUUGUUGGCUCUUGAUUUCUAUAAAGGAAGAAACUUUGGGACAACAUAAACCUACAGUGACUUUUAUUGGUGUGUGGCUAUAGGUUGUCAACAGACAAUAAAAGGGAAGUCAAUGCCAACAGCUGUAGAUGUAAAUAACAAUGAUCAAAACAGACAGAUUUUUCAAAGAAUUAACAAAUUCAGAUCUUCACCUUUCUGAUUUUUUUAGUUCAACCUCAAUAAAUGUCAAUAAAGAUGACGUAUUUUUAAUUUCAUAGAGACAUACAUUGUAAUUCAAAGUUUUAUCAAGGCUGUUUAUGAUAUUUAUAUGUCUAAUUUCUAGAAUUAUAGCAUCUGAUAUUAACAUUAGCCUUAAGUUCUAGUGCAAGUAUUAAUGUAGCUCCUGAUUUUAUGUACCAGGCUGAUGAUUUCCUGCAGGCUCUGAUAGCGUAUGACAAGGAGCACAUCCCUGAGUCCUGUUUGACUGUGGUGAAAAAGGAGUAUCUGAGAAACCCAGAGUUCCACCCUGAUCUAGUCCGGACCAAAUCUACAGCUGCAGCUGGUCUCUGUGCCUGGACUAUUAAUAUCGUUAGAUACUAUGAGGUCAGUUAAUGUUUUCAUACGUGUUUUUCUGGAGUUUGUCCUUCACUUUUUUUUAUUUUCGGCAAGGAAAUUGCUUCUUGAUUAUUGUAUUUUUUCAUGCCCACUUCUUUUUUUUUUUUGCAGAUUUAUUGUGAGGUUAUUCCAAAGAGGCAUGCAUUAUCACAGGCUAAUACUGAACUCGAAAUAGCAACUGCCAAAUUGUCAACAGUUCAAAAGAAAUUGCUGGUGAGUGCCAAGUUAUGAUUAUACUCAAUUAAGUCACUUAGUCUAAAAGCUACAUUCUGUUAAUGGUUUCCAAAUUCAAUUGCUUCCUUUGGUUUGUUUCUUCAGGACCUUGAUACCAGCCUCCAGGGCCUAACAGCUCAGUUUGAAAGGGCUAUAACUGAGAAAAUCAGCUGUCAGGAGGAGGUGCUGUGUACCACCCAGACUAUUGAGCUGGCCGACCGACUAGUCAAAGGCUUAGAGGUAAACAAGGAGAGAUGGAGGAGUUAUAGGUCUCACUAAGGCUUACCUGGCAUAAGGUACAGUGUCUGCACAGAGGCAUGCAUGAAGAGAGGCUGGUGCAUGAUGGAAUUGCACCAGUAAUCUGGACUGGAAGUUGUUAUGUCCUGGCAAGAUACUCUUAUGGAUGUGUGGGUAGAUCAGGCAGAGGGAGAUUUUACAGCCUGACCCAGCAGCACACUGAUGACUUGUGAGACAGGUAGACAGGGCUGGGCCAUAGAGAACGCAUGGCUGAACUGGGCAACUGGUCGUCUGAACGUUUUCCAAAUUGAGAGGAUCAGAAACACAACAAUAACACUGCUCUCUAUCUGUGCGGGUCUGGUGUGAAUUUUCUGUAUCCAUGUGAAUGUGUGAGUGUGUGUUUUUACAUGUUUGUGCUUGUGCAUGUGCACUACUUUGUGUGUGGUGGAACUAAAAUCAGUUCUCCAGGUUUUCUCAUCAAAAACAAAAGCACUCAAGGGGAACUUAAGAAAUAUGAAUAUAUGAACUACACAAAGAUUGAAUGUUGCAUGUUUGCUAGAUAUUAUACUGAAAUUAAGCUUUCCUGUAUAUUCAUUAUUCAAGACAUCAUAUCUGUUAUCCUUAUGAAUGCUAAUACAAAAUAAAAGAUGGUCAUUUCAGUGGCCAUUUUGUAACUUCGACUUUCUAAUUCCAGAGAAUAAAUGUGGUUUGCAUGAAACAGCUUGGCUUUUAAGCAUAUCAAGAUAAAUGUUUUGUCUUUAUGGCAUUGACCUGGAAGCAAUAGUGUUCAGACUAAUAAAUCAGGCCGUCUAUGUUUAAUCAUUAACUUACCUCAAAGACUCAACAGCUGUUGGAAAUUAACAAUGUCUCACCCCAGACUGAGUGAUAUUACAGGCAAUCCAUAAUACAUUAGAGUAAAAUUAUAGUGAUUUUUAACUGUCUGAGAAUUUAUUAUGUGACAUAUUCUGGAUCCACAGCCCCUUGUAAGAAAAUGCCGUGCAUGAUUUAUUGUUGUGGGGCUGUCACAGUCAUAGUAUUGAAGGUUGAAAUUAAUGCUGAAUUAAUGCUGAGCGAAUCUACAGCCAACUUCCAAAGCUAUUUCGAGGGAUUGUUGUUGAAUGCUUUACUGCUUAUAUCUUCUUAAUUUAAACAAUGAAAGGAAAGGGAAGCUGCUCCGACUGUGGAUGCUUUUUUUUUCUUUAAAUCAGUCUUGCUGUAAAGAAGGUUUCUUUGUGUGUCCCCUGUGUUUGUUGAAUGAUAUCCAAGUCUGUCUGUGUCUCUUGCAGUUAGAGAAAGAGCGCUGGUCAAAAGCAAUAGUUCAAUACGAAAAGCAGCAGAAAACCCUGUGUGGUGAUGUCCUCAUCACUUCAGCAUUUGUUUCCUAUAUGGGCUACUUCACCAAGUGGUACCGAAUGGAACUCCUUCACAAGACAUGGAUCCCCUUCCUUAAGUCGCAGAAGGUGAGGCCAGUUUUUUUUAUAAUACAGUUGUUCACAGUGUAAGAUAGUCCUCUCUACAAACAGCCUGCAGAAUCUAUGAGCUAGAACUUAUUGUUUUGCCACACUUCCCCAACUAGAGUGACAUCAUUGCUGGUUUUCUGUUCCAGGUCUCUGUGCCCCUGACAGACGGCCUGGAUCCAAUCCUCAUGCUUACAGAUGAUGCCACUGUGGCUGCCUGGCAAAACCAGGGGCUGCCAAAUGAUAGGAUGUCCACUGAAAAUGCUGCCAUCCUGACCACCAGUGAGCGUUGGCCACUCAUCAUUGACCCACAGCAGCAGGGCAUUAAGUGGAUCCGAAACCGGCAAGGACCAGAGCUGAGGGUGGUGCAGCUCGGACAGAAAGGGUAUGAGGGCCUGCAUCAUAAACUUCUGUUCUUAAUCACAAUGUGCGUUGAUAGUUGAAAAAAAAAUAAAUAACUGAACUGCUUUUGCAUUUCUUUUAAGAUAUCUAGAUGUGAUUGAACAAGCCCUUGCCUGUGGUGGUACAGUUCUGAUAGAAAAUCUGCCCGAAAAAGUGGACCCAGUCCUCGAACCUCUUUUGGGCAGAAACACCAUCAAAAAAGGAAGGUUUGUACUGAGCCUGAAUCAUAAGAUUAACAUUGUUGUUUAAAAGAACCACACAAAUAAAUGACUCAUCAAAUCAGCCUCUCGAUAGAGAAUUCUUGGUUUUGUAAAGGCUAUUUAACAUAGAUCUUUGAGGAUCAAUAGAUGGUUGUAGUAUCCAUGUUAAAUCCCAAGUUGAUAUGCCCACAAGCUGUCCAAAUGUCUGUGUUGUCAGACAAUAAGGGCAGGCUUACCAGAUGGCUGAAUCUCACUGAGCACUGAUACACCAGUAAGACAUGACUGAAUGCAUUAUUAUUGCCCACUCUUCAGAUUAUAAAUGAAUUUGCAGCACGUGUACAGAAUCCCUGAGGCCAACUUAUCGAUCUGCCCCUCAACACAGGUGAUAGAUGUAUAUUUGUGUGUUCAUAUUCUUUAGGUGUGAUGAAUAUUGAACAGCUGAGCCUCAGUGUAAAAGCUGAAUUGAGGGCAGUCAUGGUUAUGUAUAAGGACUGCUGUCAGCCACAAAAAGAUGGCAUGUAACACACUAAAUCCAGCGCUCCUCCAUCAUCAUGGCAAACUCAAUUCAUCUUUAAGAAAUUCAUAACUUGAAAGAUGAUAUACUUGUAUCCAUCUGCAUUUAUUUAGAAUCAAACUAAUAUUGUUACUAUACUAACUUGAAACACAACUUUAAUCUCACUAAGAAAACUUUGUAGAUUUGGCUUGUUUAAAAAAAUGUAACAGCAUGUUAAUUUUAAUGUCAUGAGGUUGGUGAGUUAUUUAUGCUUUUGAAGAGGACACAUUUCUGCUACAUAUAUCAGAUAAAUCUGCCUGAUUAUUAUAAACGUGACUACUGCUUUACUCCACUUCAUGAAUUUAACAGAGCUGUGAUCCGUCAUAACCUUUGUUCUAUCACUGCUAACCCCCAAAUCCAGCAGCAUCCCACAUUUUUAAACCAACUGCUGACAAAAACACCAAAUAAUGACAUCCUGUUUUGACUUCCCUUUCAACAAUGUUUACAGCUGUCUUGCUCUGAAUUAUGACGAACCAUGAAUAUUGAAUAUUUGGUGCAUGUGCAUUGAACUUCCUCUGAAGUCCUGUCCAUCCAGACAUAACAAUUCAUCAUGGUAAAUCUGAUUAUAAGUUUAUCCCUUGUAGAUGACCCACACACUUGUUUCUGUCGAUGAUUAAUACAACCUGCUGGGGCAGCCAUGAUGGAUCUGGUGGGGAUCCACAGCUGAAGUUCAUUAAUAAUUGGAAUGUUGUAGAGUGUGAAGUAAUGAAUACUAAUUAUUCCUUUCAUGGCUGACGGAAGACUACAAGCCAAUCCAUCAGCGAGGACUUUAAUUUGGUGGAGUAAUGGUUCUAUCAAUAGUACAUUAAUUCUGGCUUGUGAAGAUAUAGAGUUGAACCAGACCCAGGCCAUGAGGAACCUGUGCCGUAAAAUUGGGGCCUUGCCUGACAUCCAAGGGGUAAUUAGAGAAAAAUGAAAAGCCACCAGGUUCGUCAAGCCAGUGCUAAUUUAAUUGAAAUGCAGGAAGAGAUAAAUAUUAGCUGCUGUGGUGAUAACCUUUCUGAUUUUUCCAGCAUUAUUUCUCCACAGUUCAAGUGACAUCUGGACCCAGAGUGAAGUUUUUGACACAUUUAGAGAUGCAAAUUCAAAUGAGAGGUUGAUGGGGUGACAUGGAGUACCACAGUUAUCAAGAUAGAAAUGGUUUUAACCACCAAAAUUCAAAUAUUGUACAGUAUCACCGUCAUUGUUGUUGCCUUCCUCAUUUUUUUGAUUAUAUUUUAUUAUUGCCUUUGUGAUUGUUCUCACUGUCCCCUUACAGAAAACACUGAUUAUUUCAAGAGUUAUCCUCAGUUAUCCCUUUUUAACUUUGAAUUAAAUGUACUGUAAUAACAGCACAGCCAUCAGAUUAUUGUUGGCUCUCAUGUGAUUUUAUUAAAUUACAAUCUCCUUUUGUGUAGGUACAUUCAAAUUGGGGCAAAGGAGUGUGAAUACAACAGUAAUUUUCAGCUCAUUAUGCACACAAAGUUGGCCAAUCCCCAUUUCCCACCUGAGCUCCAGGCGCAGACGACCCUGAUCAACUUCACAGUGACCCCUGGGGGUCUGGAGGAACAGCUAUUGGGACAGGUGGUGUCCCGGGAAAGGCCUGAACUGGAGGCUCUCAAGGUAAUUCCAGAAGUACUCUAAUUUGAUCAUUUUUUUCACAGAAGUCAGUCCAGGAAGACAAAUAGAAAAUAAGAAAUGUUUCUCCACUUUUCACAAGAUGGAGCUGACCACACAGCAGAACGACUUCAAGAUUGAACUAAAGAGGUUGGAAGAUGACCUGUUGAAUCGCCUCUCUGCUGCCCAGGGUAAUUUUCUUGGAGACAUUUCUCUGGUGGAGCAACUUGAAAACACCAAGGACACAGCCGCUCACAUCCAGCUCAAGGUGAGUUUAUUAAACCAACAGGCUUCCUCAUAGUUGUCCCGCUGUAGCCAAGUGCAUGUGUUCAUUUUCUUCAGUCACAUCAGUGUUUCUGGGCACCACACAGUCCCCUCAUUGCACACACUGCAAAUGGUGUUUAGUUAGGAAUAUGUGUAAUGAGAGGGUUUUGGAGCAUGACUGAGAGCCUAAUAGCUCUUGUUGUGCAACUGGAACACACAGGUGGUGGAGGCCAGAGAGAAUGAGACAAAGAUCAACGAGGCUCGAGAACUUUACCGCCCAGCAUCUGAGAGAGCGUCACUCCUCUUCUUCAUCAUCAAUGACCUCAGCAAGAUUAACCCCAUGUACCAGUUUUCUCUCAAGGUGAAACCUUUAUUCCUGAAGUGUUCUCGGGGGUUACAUAUCUUCUUCUGAAGGGUUUCAGUCGGUGUCACUCCAACCAAAAGUCAUUGAGGUGUAACAGUAGACUGUAGAAAUCAGCUUUAAUUGCUGCUUCGACAUCAAAGCUUCAGUUGGUUUUGGUUUAAGGCAGCUAACAAGUAAAAAUCUUUCAUCCUAGAUAUAUGCACGUUUUCUUUGUCAACCCCUUGUUUUUUAUUCCAGACCUUUAACUCGGUGUUUGAAAAAGCGAUGGAGCGGGCAGAAUGGGAUGAAGACGUGAGGACCCGAGUGCACACCCUAACUGAGGCCAUCACCUAUUCUGUAUUCCUGCACACCAGCCAGGGCCUGUUUGAGAGAGACAAGUUAACCUUCUUGUCACACACUGCCUUCCAGGUGAGGGACUCGGGGCCGCCUCAAAGGUGGGGCCCCCUGUCAUCCUCAUCAAUCAAAGUACUUUUCUGCCCCCACAUUAACUUCAAUUAAAAGCAGUCAGCAGCACCAUACGCUGCUAUUGAUUACCUCUCACAGCGUCCCUCAUGGCGGCUGUUCAGACAGUUGGUUCUGACAGGGGGGCUGGUUCUGAUGGCAUAAUGCAAUUAUCUGUCAUUGGGCCAACUGUUUUCAUCUUAGAAAUAGUGCUGCUCUGAAGCCUGUCCUUCAUACAGCUAUGUUACAUUCAGAGGCAAUUAUUCAGCCUGUAAGAGUUCACCUAAUGGCUUUUCAAGAGUUUUGUUGCAGUUUUUAAUUAUUGAGGACUUGAUUGAAAAGAAAUCAAUGCAUCAUGGAUCAUUACCAACUGCUCUUGGACCUUCCCCUCAGAUUCUGCUGAAAAAGGGCUCCAUCGAUCCACUAGAGUUUGACUUCCUGCUGCGCUUUCCUGUGGAGGCCAGCAAAGUUAGUCCUGUGUCUUUCCUCUCUCCUCAUUCCUGGGGAGCCAUUAAGGUACGGUCUAGUAGACAAAUUGGAUGUCACAUAGUUUAAAGUGUAACGUAUAUUUAACUGAUCAUUAUAAAGAGUCUCAAAAUUCCUGUUGCAUACAGAAGGUUUUACUAUGUACUUUACUUGUAUGUAGACCCUCUCAAUAAUGGAGGACUUCAGUGGACUGGAUAAAGAAGUGGAGAGCUCACCAAAGUGCUGGAGGAAGAUCGUUGAGUCCAGCUGCCCCGAAAAAGAACGACUUCCACAGGAAUGGAAAAAUAAAAGUUCCCUCCAGAAGCUCAUGAUUAUUCGAGCACUUCGCCCUGACAGGAUGACUAACACACUGAGGUGAGUAAGUGUCCCAUUUAAAAUCAGUCUGUCAGUACUGUAACUCAAUUAACUUUUCUGCUAUAAUUUCUUGAAGGAAUUUUGUUGAGGAGCACAUGGGGACAAAAUAUGUGGAGGCGGUCAGGCUGGAAUUUGAAAAACUGUAUGAGGACAGUGGCCCAGCGACCCCUAUGUUCUUCAUCCUGUCUCCAGGAGUUGAUCCCCUCAAAGACAUUGAGAAACUAGGUAACGUGUGUAUGUUUCAUUGUUUACACUGCCUUUCUACUUAAUACUGUUACAAUUCUAAACAAUUUUCUGUCUUUGCAGGACUGAAGCUUGGAUUUUCCAUUGAGAAGGGCAGUCUGCACAACAUAUCUCUGGGUCAGGGGCAGGAGGAAGUGGCUGAGAGGGUUUUAAAAGAUGCCUCAAAACUUGGACACUGGGUCAUUUUGCAGGUAGAAAGCAUCUCUGUUUAGUAACUGAGCUACUAUAGUGAUUCCAGGAUGCUCCACUCGCCAGUCUGUAAUGCACCUAAUGAUAUUAUCUCACCCGGUGAGCAGGAGAAAUAAACUCAAUUUGGUUCAAUAAAAACCAUAAUUGGUUAGAUCAGCUCCAUAAAUGGCUCCUUUAAAAGGAGAAGCAUGUAGCCAAGAAAGUCACUGAAGGGUUUCUUCUUGUUUAUAUCACAGAGGGAUGUUUUUUGAAUGAUUUUUGAACAGAACUGUGCAGAAAAGGGUUUUUUUUAUCAUAUUUACAUUUAACAUCAAAUGUUCAAUCUCUUUGUAACCCUGAAACAAUUUUAGAAAAUCAAUGCAACAAUACAAAAACAACUUUUGAAGUAGAAAUAUACCGACAAACUCGCCAUGAAUAAAUUGUUUGAUCAAUUGUUUGACAAUCUUGUGAUUUUUAAAGAUGUUAAUUUUUUCAGAAUGUGCACUUGGUGGCUCGCUGGCUGUCCUGUCUUGAUGCUCUUUUGGAAGUAGUAGCAGUGGACAGUCACCCAAACUUCAGGGUGUUCAUUACUGCUGAGCCAGCACCAAGCCCUGAGCAGCAUGUGAUUCCCAGAGGCAUCCUGGAGAACGCUAUCAAAAUCACCAAUGAGCCCCCCACCGGCAUGAAUGCCAGUCUGCAUGCAGCCCUCAACAACUUCAGCCAAGUGUGUUGAUUUUAACUAUAAUACAUGCCUUACUUAUUGAUUUUCAUUUGAUUUGAACAUAAUUGAUAGAUUGUAUUUCUUUAUUUCUCUCUGUGUGCUCUUUCAGGACACUUUGGAUAUGUGCUCCAGAGAGCAAGAGUUCAGCUCCAUGUUCUUCUCUCUCUGCUUCUUUCAUGCCUGUGUCACAGAGCGUCGUAAAUUUGGCCCCCAGGGGUGGAACCAAAAGUACCCUUUUAGCACAGGAGACCUCACCAUCUCAGCCAGUGUCCUGCACAACUACUUAGAGGCCAACAGCAAAGUAUACUCAAUAAUAUACAGCAUUUUAUUUAUUUAUUUUUAUAAAAUGUUCCGUUGAUGUUGAAAAUGUUGAUAAAAUCAAAAUAGUUCUUUUAGCUGCUACUUUCCCAAGUUGUGUAAAAUCUCUGACAAUAAUGGUAUUUUGCAUCGGCAUUACUGUCAAAUGUAGAUGUUGCAUUACAGCACAGAGUGUCCUAUUACUUAUUGAAAUCUUUUGUUGUAAUAUGUUUUUUUUUUUGUUUUUUUUUUUGUGAAAGAAAAAUGUUCAUAAUUGUCUUUUUGUACACUUCUGCACUUAGAACAAUAGAACCUAUAAUUUAGCUUAAUUUCAUGAAGACAAAAAAAUCCAUUCUUGGUGUGCUGCACCCCACACAACUCCUAAUGCAUUUCUCCUAGAACUCCUAUUACUCUGGUCACAACCAAUUAUGUCUUGUAGGUAUUCUGCCCUCCAAAAACGAAUGUCCUUCAUUAUGUUAACCAAACAGUAACCUGGAUGUGCGUAUACAGAGAAUUCAUUAGGGGGGCAAUGAAGCGUAAUCCUAAAUGUAAUUACAUGCAGCCAAUGUGACAGUUCACAACGCUACAUAAGUGAUCACUGCAAUUAGAGCUGAUGAAGGAAGCAAUUUGCAAAACAAUACAGGUACAAAUGAUUGUGAACCUCCAGCUUUUGUAAUUUGUUAUGAAUCACAGGUUCUUUUCUUCCUCCUUCACCCUCACAGAUCAUAAUCCCCUGCUGAGGAAAAGACUCCUCUGUCAUACAUUAGACCAGUGUGUGUACAGAAACAUAAUUCUGUUACAUUUUCUUUAACAUGAUUAAGGAGCUCAUUUAGAAACAGGUUACAUCCUUACUUCUCAAAGUCCUAAAAGAGUUAAAAGUAGUGCAGAAGAUGCUCCUUAAAAUGUGCUGAAAACUGUCUUUGUAUUGAUCCUGAUAUCCCCCCUGAAUUAUUUUAAUAUCCACCUUACCCCAGAAGUUAGCUGAAUACUUUUUACUACAUCUGCAUUGUCAUUUCAAACUGUGUCUGCUUUAGUCCAUGCAGGUUCCCUGGCAGGACUUGUGCUACCUUUUUGGGGAAAUCAUGUACGGAGGACACAUCACUGAUGACUGGGAUAGAAGACUGUGUAAGACCUAUCUGCAAGAGCUUUUGCAUCCAAAAAUGGUAAACUUUACAUGUCAGAAGAAUAUGUUCAAGUUUUUCUUUGUGUGUGAUGAAAAAAAAACACCCCAUAGAUAUUUUUGACCAUUUUAAUCUCUUUAAGAUCUUAAGAUCACUUUUUGAAUUUUUUUAAUUCAUUUUAGGUUUGAUUAUUUUCACCGACAGAAAAAAACUCUCAACUCCAUUUCAAUCUUCCUGUUGUUGUAGUUCAUGCGUAGUUCAGGUAAAGGGUGCCCUCUUGGGAUAUAAAUCUAAACUGCAGCAGUGAGUUUAGAUUUGUUGAAUUUUUCUGUCUACAAUUUGUGAGAGUUACUUCUCUUUGUAUUCUUCACCACUUCCAUGAGCUCCAAGUGUUGUAAGGUGAAUAUUUGGGGAGCAUUUACCCAGUUGAAGAAACUUCAUUAGGGAUUUUCUGUGUUCGUUUCACACAAUCAAACCUCCUCCAGUUUGUUUCUGCUGAGAGUCACUGUUGAUCAAAGGAGAUGUGAUUUGGACAAUCAGACACCAAUCAGUGUUUUAUAACGAGUUUACUCUUGUGCCGCUAUUGAUUCUAUUAAUCUGUGACCAAACACAGACACAUAAGACAGUUCAAGAUGGAUAUUCUUGUUCUCUUUAAUUGUGUGCCGCAGCAUCUAAGUUUUCAUUUUUGAUUUUCAAUUCACAGUUUGAAGAUGAGCUCUCUCUUUGCCCUGGGUUCUUUGCCCCUCCACUCAUGGACUACAGCGGCUACCACAGCUAUAUCGAUGAACACCUCCCACUUGAGAACCCCACUCUGUAUGGUCUCCAUCCUAAUGCUGAGCUGGAGUGCCUUACUGUCGCCUCAGACAACCUCCUACGAUCUAUGCUGGAGCUGCAGCCUCGAGACUCCUCUAGAGGAGAGGGGGCCGGUCAGAGCACGGAGGACAAGGUGAAGAACUAUUAAAGCCGAAAAAGUAACUCUGAAUACACUCAUCUGCCUCUAUGAGGACCCUUACCAUGAAUAUAAUUCUUUUCAGGUCAAGUCUGUCAUUGAAGACUUCCUUGAUAAGCUUCCUGAGGAUUAUAACAUGGCAGAGAUCAUUGCAAAGACAACAAAGCGAAGCCCCUACAUCCAAGUCUGUUUCCAGGAGUGUGAGCGAAUGAAUCUCUUGCUAGCAGAAAUUAGGAGGUCUCUUAAUGAGCUGGAUCUUGGCUUGAAGGUGUGGUCACUGUGAGAAAUUAUAGCUCUUUUGUAAUUAGUAAGACUGUAAAAUGAUGGGAUUUAACAAAGUGCUGUUAAUCCGCAGGGGGAACUCACCAUCUCCUCCAGUAUGGAGACUCUGCAGUCAGCCUUGUUCAAUGACUGUGUUCCAGAUUCCUGGGCCAGAAUGUCAUACCCCUCCACUAAAACACUGCCACAGUGGUACCUACUCCUGUACAACUACAUAAACACUGACCUUUGUUAGGGAAAAAUACCUUUAAACAUGAAGUAAAUCCUCAACGCAAUGACAUGUUGUGUAUUUGAUUUAUUUUGUAGGUUUAGUGAUCUCAUGUGUAGCUGUCGAGAGCUGGACAGCUGGACUCAAGACUUGGUUCUUCCUGCAGUUUUUUGGCUCUCAGGGCUCUUCACCCCACAGUCCUUUCUCACCGGUGAGGUCAAAAUCUCUAACCUAAUGCUAGUGAUUAUUGAAAAAUAAAUCAGAAGUAUUAACAGGCAGAUUUUUUUUUGCCCAGCUGUGCUGCAGAGCAUUGCUCGCAAAAAUCAGUGGCCCCUGGACAAAAUGACCUUGACUGUGGACGUAACGAAAAAGACGAGAGAUGACUUUGGACAUCCACCACGGGAGGGGGCCUACAUUCACGGACUCUACAUGGAAGGUCAGAAUUGUUUAAUUGUGAUUAUUAAAUUAUUUUCUUGCAGUUAACAAAGAUUUUUAACAGUAUUUUGAAACAACACAAGCCUGUCAGAUUAUCUGGUGAUCAAACCCAAAGUUGAGCAUGUCCUGUGUCCUCUCAGGAGCUCGUUGGGACACUCAGUCUGGACUCAUCUCUGAGGCGGUUUUAAGGGAUCAGACUCCUGCCAUGCCUGUGCUGUAUGUCAGAGCUGUGCCUGUAGAGGAGCAGGAGCUGAAGAAUACUUAUGAGUGUCCGCUGUACCGCACUAAACAGCGUGGGCCCACAUAUGUGUGGACCCUCCACCUUCGAACCAAACAGCCGCCUGCCAAAUGGAUUGUUGCUGGAGUGGCGCUGCUGCUGUCUGUGUGA